Oncorhynchus kisutch (coho salmon) is the source of this 2983-nucleotide messenger RNA. RefSeq names its product mucin-5AC. Gene Ontology annotation, cellular component: proton-transporting ATP synthase complex. Gene Ontology annotation, biological process: proton motive force-driven mitochondrial ATP synthesis. Bases 387 to 2198 code for a protein of 603 amino acids. Gene Ontology annotation, molecular function: proton-transporting ATP synthase activity, rotational mechanism. NCBI's taxonomy places the organism in Eukaryota, Metazoa, Chordata, Actinopteri, Salmoniformes, Salmonidae. The transcript has 5 exons. The record is from RefSeq and is a predicted model, not a curated record.
CACGCACACUUUCUCUAGACUACGAGAUACAUUGUUUCGUUUUUACCGUUACAAAUCUAACCAAUUGCUGUAUCGGUAACGAGUGCAAUAACAGUUCGUUUAGAGAAAGUACUAUCAGACAUUUCUAAAGCUUUAUUUGUGCUGAAAAUAUUUUCGAUGUGGAAUUAUCUAGCUAAUUUCCUCAGGCGUUUACUUGUGCUACCCAAGGGGUCUUUUCCAAAAGUAUUUAGCUGACAAAAAUGUUAUGGUUGAAACAACGUGUGCAGCAAAUGUUCCACGGGUACAGUAAAAUGACACAAGUUUACAUUUCGUCGAGAAGAAGAUGAUAAGCAUUAGAAGAUGUUGAAGUGCCGCUGGUUUCGUUCUAGCAACCAACAAACGCAGUGAUGUCGUCCUCCAGUGAAACGUGCCCGUUCUGUGGGAAAAACUACAAGAGACUGAACAGCCACCUUCCCAGAUGCAAGAUGGCUCCGGUCACCACAACCACACAAAGGUCGCAGACCCCCCCUGGCCCAGCUGACCUCAUCACAGACAAGAACAGCAAGAAGACAUCUUUAUCAUCGUCUUCUUCAUCACCAUCAACAACUUCUACUAAGAGUAAGAAGGCAUCAUCUUCAUCUCCAUCACCAGCGUUAUCACCAUUGGCAACUACAACCAAGAGUAAGAAAUCAUCAUCAUCAUCAUCAUCAUUGACAACUACUAAAAACAAUAAGAAGACACCAUCACCUUCCUCAUCAUCAUCAUUGACAACUACUAAAAACAAUAAGAAGACACCAUCACCUUCCUCAUCAUCAUCAUUGACAACUACUAAAAACAAUAAGAAGACACCAUCACCUUCCUCAUCAUCAUCAUUGACAACUACUAAAAACAAUAAGACACCAUCACCUUCCUCAUCGUCAUCAUUGACAACUACUAAAAACAAUAAGAAGACACCAUCACCUUCCUCAUCGUCAUCAUUGACAACUACUAAAAACAAUAAGAAGACACCAUCACCUUCCUCAUCAUCAUCAUUGACAACUACUAAAAACUACAUUCUCUCCAAGGACAGUCUGGCCACAGCCCCAGUCCCUGCCACAGUCCCUGCCACAGCCCCAGUCCCUGCCACAGUCCCUGCCCCAGUCCCUGCCACAGUCCCUGCCACAGCCCCAGUCCCUGCCACAGCCCCAGUCCCUGCCACAGUCCCUGCCACAGCCCCAGUCCCUGCCACAGCCCCAGUCCCUGCCACAGCCCCAGUCCCUGCCACAGCCCCAGUCCCUGCCACAGCCCCUGCCACAGUCCCUGCCACAGCCCCAGUCCCUGCCACAGCCCCAGUCCCUGCCACAGCCCCAGUCCCUGCCACAGUCCCUGCCACAGCCCCAGUCCCUGCCACAGCCCCAGUGAGCACUAAAGCCAAAGCUGCCUCUAAGAAGAAGGUUUCACUGAGGGAGCAGAUUGAACUAUCCGCUCAGACAGCCAGAGCUGCUGCCACACUGUCCCAGGAGCCUUUACCAGGGGCACAGAGUGAAGCAAGACCCUUCUGGAAGGAGGAGGUGGGGAGCAGUAGGGAGGAGGUGGGAGGAGAAGAGAAGCUGCAGGGGUCAGGCAGUGGUCAGCCCAGACCCAGCAUACAGGACCACAUCACCGUCAAACCUGACCGUCUGUACAGCAAGACAAUCGCACUGGACCAUAACCCAACCAUAACCUCUGACCUCAAUAAAGACCGUCUACGCAGCAAGACAAGCAACAGGGGACCACUCAUGGUCAACCACGUUUCAACAGUACUGGACCGUGUUCAGACCACAACCGCUGAUUGUAACAAAGACUAUCUGUAUAACAAGACCAGAAGACUGCUCACGGUUGAACUCGGUCAAACCUCCGUGAGGACAGAGUCAGCAACAGCCAAUCAGAGUGUGACAAGGGAGAAAGCGCCAUUCGACACCAGGAAGUAUGGCACUGAGCAGAGGAUCAUGGGUAAACUGUCUCUAGGGGAGGUGAGACUGAAGGAACUACCUUGCUGGAUCGCUACCAGAGCUCCCCGCAACCCCAGAAAUGGAUUACAGGCCCUGAUCAGCGGAUGGCAGUGGUACUACAGGAGGUAUAUCAAUGUGAGGAAAGGUGGAGUGGGAGGAGUGGCCAUGCUGCUAGCGGGAUACUGUGUGCUGGGCUACACCUGGCACUACCCACACAUCAAGCAGGACCGCUGGAGGAAGUACCACUGAGCCCUGCUGAGUGGUAGGGGUCAAACUAAGGGGAAACCUCUCACUCUGGGAGUGCGCCCCUAGUGGUGUGGUGGAGAAACAUUUUCCAACAGGAGACAUAUUUGACGAGCUGCAGCUAUGGCGAAAAUGCUUUGGCUUUAUACACAUAUUCUUCUGUGUGAAAGGAGAUGAAAUGUAUACAGAAGCAACACUGAGGUGCCCAGGGAAAUGGUCUCAUUUCAGUUUGAAGUUUAAUUUCUUGUAGACCUUGUGUACAACUCUUUAAGUAUUUAUGUCGCAUUUUCUGUUGUUUUGUUAACUGUUUAUGAAAGAGAAGGAUAUCUCAGUGUUACAGCACGUCUGCUUCUAGGACAAGUUACAAAUGAAUUGUGUUCUCUCUAAACUAGUGAGAACAGCAACAAAGCUAAUUCAGCACUCCUAAAGGACUCCCAGCCAAUCCAGCAAGUGUCACUGUUGGACUGUUUUUGUUUAAACUGACAAUGUACUGUGUGUAGCAUGCCCUCCCAAUCAAUGCCUCAAAUGAUUGAAUGUAGUCAUGACCAGCCAUGAGACAAACUGGCCCAAGUAUAGUAAUACUAUAAUAACAAGUAUUACAGUGUGUGUGCUUGCAGUAUUUAACUGACUGUGAAGGUUUUACCAAUACUACAUGUUUGAGACAGGUUCAGUUUCAAAUGAAUCAGGCUAUGCCCAUUUAUGAUUGUAUUCAAAAUGAAUUUAUUGUUGACUUUUCUCUUUCUGUUGUAGUGAACACAAACUAAAAAUGAACAACACAGUAUUUGUAACGA